Bacillus rossius redtenbacheri is the source of this 9626-nucleotide messenger RNA. RefSeq names its product lysine-specific demethylase PHF2-like. Gene Ontology annotation, molecular function: histone demethylase activity; transcription coregulator activity. Bases 105 to 2747 code for a protein of 880 amino acids. Gene Ontology annotation, biological process: protein demethylation; regulation of transcription by RNA polymerase II. The transcript has 16 exons. Lineage: Eukaryota; Metazoa; Arthropoda; Insecta; Phasmatodea; Bacillidae. The record is from RefSeq and is a predicted model, not a curated record.
ACGUUUUAAAUUUCCAAGAAAUCCUGCUGUGGCUCAGGACCGAACUGAGGGACGCAGACCUUGCUGAGGAAAGAAACAGUGACCUUAGCCACAAGGUUAAGAGAAUGGAUGGAGUUUUGAAAGUAAUGGCUGCCCAAAAAUUAACACUUUCAUAUCUUCAAUCCAAUGGUUUUACAGUACCAAUACUGAUAAAAGACAUGCAUGGCCUCGGUAUGAAGGUCCCACCAGAUAAUUAUGAUGUCACCAGCAUUUGUGAGUUGCUUGGGAAAGAUUUUCUAGUAGAUGUUGUUGAUGCUACACAGCAAAGUGAAUUCCAAAUAAAAAUUCAAGAUUUUUCAUCUUAUUUCUGCAGUAAACAUCGUAAAUGCUCAGUAUGCAUUCCAAGUUUGGACUUUUCAAACACAAGGCUAGAAGACUUUGUUGAGUCCCCAUCUAUUGCAAGAGAUUUAGAUUGGGUUGAAAGAUACUGGCCAAAAGAGUUAUCUUCCAUCAAGCCUUGUUUGCAGAAGUACUGUUCAGUUAGCACAAAAGAUUCCUAUGUAGACUUCUGUAUAACCUCUGGAGGCUCAUCGUUGUGGCACCACAUUUUUGAGGGUGAAAAAAUAUUUUAUUUGAUAGAACCCACUGAAAUAAAUCUCCGGGCAUUCCAAACAUGGAUCAGUUUUCUGAAUAAAAAGGAAACAUUCUUUGCUGAUCAGGUUGACGUCUGUUACCAGCUGGUGUUGAAGAAAGGGGAAACAAUUUUCAUUCCUACUGGUUGGAUUUAUGCCUGCCUGACAUUGUCAGACUGUAUUGCAUUUGGAGGGAAUUUUCUUCACGAGUUAAAUCUUUAUUUUCAGUUAAGAAUUCACGAUGUAGAACGUACAAUUACAAAAGGAAAAUCUUCUUUUCCAAUGUUUGAAUUGGUCAACAUCUAUGCAGGAUUUCAUUUUGUAGAAGAACUUCAAAAAUAUAAUCAUACAAAAAGUGAGAUCCCAGAAAACAAACUGUAUGCGAUAAAAGCACUUGCUGAGCGAAUAAAAUUUUGGAUCCAUGCCAAAGAACACAAGAUUUUCAAGCAAAUAAGCAAACAAGAUUGCCAGAAGUUGGUGAAAGACUUGUCCAAACAAGUAAAGCAAGCAGAACGGCUUCAUAAAACACUAAAAAUGGCUAAACCAGACAUUGAGAAAGUAACAAAUUCAUCACUUGUGAAAGAUGUCACAGGGUCUCUUCUUAAAGAGGAUGACAAAACCAAGAGACUUACAAUGACUCUGAAGAAAAUGCCACCACCAGUGAAACUUACUUUACCAAAACCUUCUACAUAUCCAUAUAGGAAUAACAAACUUGCACAGGAUGGGUAUGGAGAAACUAACAAAUCACCAGAAGACAAUGUUAGGUUGAUUGAUCAUCCGUGGUCUAUUGCUGAUGCUUCACAUUCAAAUGGAGACUUAAAAAUCAAACUCAGGAUUGGUAGACAAUCACCUGAUGUCCUGAAAAUUAGCAACACCUCACAUAGCACGGGUGAUCCCAGUUUCCAUGAAAGGUUGCAGCCAAUUGAUAACAGUAAUGGUGAGAAAAACAAAACUGUAGAAAAUGUACAAGAUUGCUCAUCACAAUUAUGUGAUCAAAAUCAGGCAUCCAAACUAAUAUCUGCACUCAGUGGAACUAGGACUAUCCCUUGUGAUAAUGCAAGCAGCUGCUCUGAUGGCAGUUCGUCUGACUUAGAAGUUGUGUUUGUUGGCAAAAAUAUUCAUCACAAACCCAAGAAAAAAAAUCUUGGUAUAACUUUAUCUGACACUUUGGGAAACUAUUACAAUGAAGGAGACUUUACGUCCUCUGAUGUAAACCCAUUGGUUCCACAUACUUCAGGUGAUGCUGCUGUAGAGAUAACAUGUUUGUCAACAGGAAUUAUAUCUUCACUAAGUGAUACACCAUCAAACACUGGCGUAUCAUCAACAUUUGAGCCAAGUACAACCCUUUCGGAAAUACUCUCUUCAGGCACCUCAGAAGAAAUAGGAAUACAUUCAUCUUUAAAAACUGCUGCAGUCUCUCAUUCAUGGAAAACUGCAUUUCAGGAUAGACGAAUUACAGGGUUAGCUCAGAUAGAUUACUCACUUACAGAUGAACCAAAGCCAACUACUUCACGAACAACUGGCAGUCUUAAGUCAACAAUUUCAUUGUCGAGUGAAUCUGAAGGAAAAUUGUCAGUUUGUAGUAGAACCAGGCCAAAUCGUAAGAAGAAAGUAGCAUUGCAUCGUCAGAAUAAAAAAAAUGUCACUUUAGUGGAGGAUGGACACUCAGAAAUGGGUCGAGUACAUGAAGAUGAUUCUUUUGUUUAUUUAUCUUUGGAAACAUCAGAUGAAGAAGAAGAGCCAACUCGUAAAUUUCGUGGUAAACAACAUAUUGACGAAACGUGGUGUCCUGGAGCACGGCUUGGUCCUCUACUACCGAGGGUGGAGAAGCCUGUCAGGGAAGUCAAAAGAAACCAAGCCAUUGAAAAAGGUUUAGAAGCAGCUGCUGCUAAAAAAGCUGGUUUACCACCUCCCAAAAGGCCAUACCACAUAAGGAAGAAGAGAGUGUCAAGGCCUGUUCCUGCACCAUGCCCUUUAGACACAUUGGAUGCUGGAGCCACUCUAACUGUCACAACUACUUCGCCAGUAAUACCAAGUAAAAGAAAAGCAAAGAAAAUCACCAAACCAAAGAGAGGGAUGGCAACUGCAAAGCAACGUUUAGGGAAAAUAUUAAAAAUGAAUAAAAUGACUUUUUAAUAGAUUUGCGGUUUAUGAUGGACUUUUUGUAAGAAAAUAGUUCCUAAGUGCCUUGUACUAAGAUAAUUAACAACAUUAUGAGUGCACUUCUUUGUGCAUUUUGUGUUGAGCUUUAACAUGUACAGAAUGGGACAGUAACCAUUAGCAAUAAUUCACUAAAGAUUUUUUUUAUCAAAGGUAAAAAAAAUUAUUUUCCUUUCCCUGAAUUUUUUUUUGCUCCUGUAGAUAAAGGUGUGAUUCUGUUCAUUAAUAUACUAUUAACUAUAUUUUGACUUUUAUCUCCAUUUUUGGUAUUUUAAUUUUCAUUACGGUAAGGGAGAGGAGGAUAUUGGAUAGAGAGAGUUUCUCAUGCUAUUAACAGCAACUCUAUUAGUUAUUUCAAGGAAGGGGAUACCCAACGACAUUAUGAUGUCGCAUAAUGUGGUCUUUCUAUGCUUGGAUUAACACAUGAUUUGAGUAUGCUGUCUCUAUCAGUGUGUGGAAAUAUUUUGAGUGACCAGGGCUGUAUGUUUCAUACCAGAUCUACAGAAUGGCUCUCAAGAGUCAGAAGAUAUGAUGAAAUGGUACAGGUUAUGGAAUUACAUGAUAAAUACAUUGGAUUACAAGACCUGAAAAAAGAUCUUGCCAUAAGAUGUCAGCUCUGUUGAGAAUUGUUCAACUACAUAGAAAAUAUAUUGAAUUACUAAACAGACAGUGAGCAGUUAGCCAUGUUACAGAACAGGGAUAAAUUAUACCCUUGUACUUGAAAUUACAUAUUUAUUGGUCGCUGCAUCUAGUAGCUUCAAUUCAUUUCACAAUGCAGAGUUGGAAAAACACUAAGGUAUGAAAAGGUUUAUGAGAGUUUGCUUAAUAGUAUGGCUUAUUUUGUGUGUUGUGUAGAUUUAUGGCUGAAAAAUUGCUAGAGCGCAAACUGCCAACACGUUGGACCCUAAGUUGAAGCCCUGGUUGAAUAUGUGUGACACUCUUUGAGAGGUAUUCUUAUAACUAUUACUCCUUACCCUCCCUUCCAUGCCAUAUUUUCUUGGCGCAGUGUGUGCAAGAAUGUAUAUAAAAAUGUAAUAAAUAUUGUUUAGAGUUUGAAAAGUACAAAACACUUUAAGGUGAGUUCACAACAGCCUUGAGCUGUCUAGAUUUACAGUUAUUAGUGACUAUAUUAAACCCAUUAAAAUGUCCUCAGUUACUUUAAAUAUGCUGGAAAAUACAUUAAAAGCAACUUUUAAAGCAGAAAGGUACAGUUACAGCCUGUUUCUGCAUACCAGUGACCUCCAGCAGUAAGACCCACUUGCAGCAUUUCUAUGCAACCUGCACUCUCUUCAUUGGCCAUCCUUAAUGUAAGUACUGUCCAAGCCAAACAGCUUGGCGGCUAGUCUCACUACUUGCCCAUUGCUAUACAUCAUCACAGCUCACUUCGUGAUGGUUAAGCUGUGCAGGGGCAGUUACAGAAGUAUUAAUUUAAGGUCGCAUUAAAAGUUUACUGCAGUGAAAUACAUCUGCACCACAAAUUCUCACCUGCCAAGAUGUUUGCCGUGUGCAGUACAGUAGGCUGUGACUGACAAUCUCAAUCCGGGCUGAGGUUAUGGUUUAUAUCAAAAUGAUAAAAUUAUCUAGUUUGAAGAUGGAUAAUUUUAAGUUGUUUGCCCUCCAAUCAGGUUUCUUUAUUUGCACAUAGAUUUGGGUUCAAGUAGAGAAAUAAUUUUAAUGAUCAAUUUUGCUUAGAUUUCUGUCAAAUGUUUUACAGAAAUUUUUUGGAAAGUUGAAAACUGUUUAUAAACCAGUUGAGUUGCUUCUAAAUUAAAUUAAUUUUUACUUUUCAAUGGCGGUAUGUGUAUUACACAGACAGAUCAGUCCAUAAAGUUAGUGAGUAUUCUGGAAUCUAAAGUAAUAUUUCAAAAAUUCAUGAAUUUCCCAAUUUGUCAUUAAAAAAAAUUGUUUAUUGUAUAAUAUGUAAUUUCUUCCGAGUGUAUACAAACUUCUUCAGCAGAACAGCCAAAAAUACAUGGAUACUCCGGAUAUCACUUGUUUCAAUGUUUAGAGCAAAGACUACCAAAAAAUGUGCCGAAGUACAUAUUUGAGCCAUAUGAUAGUUCUAUGUAAGCAGCACUCUUAAUUAAUUUUGGCUAAAAGGAUAGUAAAUAAAUCAUAAUCUCUAUUAGUACUAAAGUUAUAAGGAUUUUUUUCAUUGUAUUACAAUCAAACGCCAAAAUGUCAUGCCUAUUUGGUAACUUAUUGGUCAUAUUUAUUCACUUUAAAGAACAGUUGAUACUUAUCAACUAUAGAGACUUAAAGAAACUUAACUUUGUAUCUUAACGCAUCUGACUAGUACUCCCAAGUAUGUAUUUUAAUAUUCAGGUUAUAUAUUUAUAUUUAAAAUGCACUUUAGUUAAAUAUUUGCAGAGUUAUUAUAGUUUUAAUUUUUUUUAUCCUGUUGUAAUGUCCCAUACUGUAUAUGUCAUUCAUAUUGCAUUAAUAUGUACAUAUGUUUUAUUUGCUCAAAGUUGUGUUCUAACAUGUGUAGAGAAUGUAAAUUCAUUCCAGUGCUGUUUCUACUAAAUUUGCUAAGAGUUUGAUACCUGUGCCAUAGUAUAAAAAAUUUGUAUAACAUAGUGGAUGCUGAAGUUAAACAGAGACUGGCAGGUAUUUACUACUCACGAUCUCAAGAAUUUACAGUAAUUAGUUUAAAAUUGGAGGUAGUAAAUUAACUCUGAGAUUGAUUACCAGUACUCUGUUUGAAAAAUAUUUUUUAAAAAAUUUAGACUGUGGUAUUAAAGCUAAACAAACAGUAAAAGCCUGAUUUAACUGUUCGGGGACGUAACUAAUGACCACUCUUACCAGGGAGAGAGCAAGCCAAGUUGGUAUGAAUGCUGGGGGUGUUUAUAAUGUGAACUCAGACUCUUGUUCUCUCACAUGACUGGGAAAAAAAAUGAGUUGCUGUCACCUUGGGAAAGGGGGGGGGGGGGGGACAAGAAAAGGUCAACACGCAUGCAUGUAUUGAAAAGAAAAAGAAAGGAACAUACUAAGGCCAGAUACAAAUUUGCAUUAAGUAUACAUUCCCAGAAACUAUAUCAUAAAUUCUGUCUAAAAUGCAAGUGAAGUAUGUACGUACCCAAGUAAAUAAUUUGCUGUACUACUUGCAUCCUUGCAGAUUACACAAGUAUAGUUAUUUUGAAAUAAAAUAUUGUUGGGUAUAUUAGAUAGAAUACUUAUAAUAAUUCAAAGACAUAAAAUAAUUCAUGCUUCAUACUUUACUAAGGUCAAGACAUGAAAUUAAAAAAUAUAUAUUUAAACAUAUUUAAGUGGAAGAAUCCUACAAUACACCGGACAAAAAAUUAAGUCACCCCUGUAGAAAUCAUUACAAGCAUCAUUUAAUACCGUGUAACUCUGCCUCUGGACUUGACAACCUCCGGGACUCGGUUAGGAAGUGAGUUCAGAAGGUUGUGCAGGCACAUCGCAUCCAGGUUAAGCCACUCGCUGAGGAUUUAAUCGUGCAAUUGAAUCAAACUGCGGGGAUGCUGAUUUCAGCGUUUUACCCGCUGUUCCAACAUGUCCCACAGAUUUUCAAUGGGGUUCAAAUCAGGUAAUUUUGCAGGCGAAUUAGAUGUAAUAGGGUGGGGGAGUGUUCGUAAACAAGUCACAUGUGUGCACAGCCCGAUGAACUGUGCUGUUCUGUUAUCUUGAAAAAUCGGGGUGUACUCAUCAUGCAGAUGUUGACUGAAAGGCAACAUCUAUCACCCAGAAUGUUUAAAUAAACAUGCUGGUUCAUUUUAGUGGUCUUCGUAGUUAGCGGGCCCAAUCCAUGAUAUAAAAAACACCUCUAAAACAUCACAGACCCACGUCCGCUUGAACCUGACCUUGCACACAUCCAGGAUGAAAUGCUUCAUUUGGCCUUCGGUGCACUCGACGACGUGCGUCAUUAGAAUACAGGCUAAACUUGAUUCGUCAGACCACUUUAAGUUCCGCCAGUCGGCUACUGACCACGUUCAAUGAUUUUUAGCCCAUUGAAGACACGCAGCUUUAUGUGACUGUGUGAGCAAUGGCCUCUUGCGAGGUGACCAACUCCAAAUGUUCAUUGCAUGCAGUUCCCAUCACAAUGUUCUCUCCCUAACAGGUUGGGAUGAACUUUAAUUCACUGACUGCAGCAAUUCCUGUCGGGUUUGAAAAAAAAUUUGAGUCACAAGUUGUGAAACGUGUCUCCGGUCCUUCUCAGUCAGGAUCUUUUUCCGACCACAAUUCUGACGUCUUGUUUCAUGCCACUUGUAGUACACCACUGCUUGUAGACAUGUACAGUCCACUGCGAAACACCAACAAAUCUAGCACGUUCAUGCACCGUAUGGCCAUGAGCACAGCCAAACACGAUUUCCCCUGUUUGCCACUCUGUCACAUCCUUACAUCUACCCAUGUUGACUCACACUGUCCGCUUGAAACAUCAAUGUCUCGCUGAUCGCUACUGCCUUACGCUCACAUAGAGGCAGUACACAUGCAGUUGAGCACGGGACUCAUUCACUGCGCCAUCUGUGCGUGCACACUAGGGUGACUAAUAUUUUGAAUGGUGAGCUUAUAUGGAUCAUAACGUAAAAAACAAAAAUAUCAAUGAGACAGUUUUAAUAAACCAGUUUUAAUAAACCUAGUCAUGUGUUAGUAAAAAGAUGCAAAAAUUUAAUAUGUCUGUUAAAAGUUUUAGCUCAGGUUAUUAAUUUCUUUAAUGGUAAAAAAAAUGCUGAACACCUGUUUGGCUGGAUAAUAGCAUUUGUAGAGGCCAAAAAAGUAUGCUAAGUUACAAAUACCUAACACUUUUGUGUUUCCCUAGAUGAAGUUGAAACAAAUUAAAAAUAAAACUCUAAAUGUUGGCUGUACAUAAAAUAAUGAUUGAAUUUUACAGGAAGAAAGACCCAAGUAAACAGGUUUUAAGUCUUAUUAGACCUGUAUCAUUUUAAAAUAAGUAUAAAAAUAAUCUAUGUUUAUUCUUUUACCUUAUGUAUACCUGAUGUACUUUCAGUACCCUCUUCUUUGAUUUCCAUUUUAUCCCUUAAAGAAUAAACUUUAAAAAAAAAAUUGAUUGUGGCUCUUGUAAACAGAUGCAACUCUCCCUAUGUCUCCCGCCCAAACAGACACAACUACCCAUAGUACUUUCUCUCGACCAGUUCUCCUGCCCAAUAAAAUAGAACAUAAUAACAAAGGGAAAUCCUUGCCCAACACUACAGUACACUGAACCACGUUAAAUCGAGCUUCUACUGUAUACAAAAGGGCACCAAGUGUGUUCAUUUUGUAAUUUAUCUUUUACAAAAAUAGUUUAACAUCAUUGCAGCAGAUAACUUCUUUACUGUUAAAUUACUUCAGAAUUUACAGUACUAUUAAAUGAAAAGUAUUUAUUCUUGCACAUUCUUUAUACCUGUUUGAUAUUGUAAAAUGUAUUGUCUCUUUUUACAUAUUUAAGAACCUAAACUAAUUAUUUAUUCUGAUUUAUAAAAUUUCAUAUUUUAUUUAUGGUAACAAUGAUUUUUAUAUUUAUAGCAGAUAUGUGGUUAAAACCAUUUGUAACAAGGGUUUUAUUUGUGUCUCAAAGAUGCAGAUCCUUUUUUAGCGAUUGAAAUUGGUAUAUGAUUACUCAUGAUUUAUUUUCCUCUUUUUUUUACUUAAUGCUAUUCUUAGUUUUCAUUUGUAGUUAAUUAUUGAGAAUUGUUAAGUGUAGACUUUUAGAUAGGCAAUAAAUACUAUUCUUAUUUAAAAACCUGCAUCAGGUACAAAUGGUAUUUGUCUUCAUUUUAAAUAUGUUACUUGCAAUAUAACAACAUAUUAUAGUCUAUCCUUUGAAGUAGCAUUUUUUUUGUGUAAUUCAUAUGAAUUUUAAGCUGUUAAUUACUGGUAGUUUUUACAUUAAAUAAAAUUAAUACUUUUUUUUCCCCCUAUGAACUAGACUAGCAAAAUAUUUACCAAUAUUUUUUUUCAGAAAUUAUGGAAAAAUAUUCAUCUGUUAAACUAAAUAUGUUGAACUACACUAGCAAAACAUUUACUAAUAUUUUUCUCAGAAAUUAUGGAAAAAUGUUCAUCUGUUAUAAAGUACCUGUCAGAAAAAUGUGAUUGUUAAUGGGAUAACUUUUACUAGAAUUAAUAUACUGUUUUGUAAUUUGUUUUAAUUUUGUUCAUUUAUUAGUUCAUCUAUUUAAGUCACAUAAUUAGUUUUGCAUAUUGGCAAUAUUAAGGUUUCCAUCACACUAAAAACAGUAUUGGUGUAUUUUUUGUAUAUUUAUGUAUAUUUUGGAUGAUGUUGCACCAAAACGUUAUUUAAGUAUAUUUAGGAGGAGAUUAAAGCAAACCUUUUACUAAUUUGUUGUUCAACCUUAUUUUAUUAAAUGCCAUAUUUCUGUAAAUAUAGAAUUGUUUUGUCAAAAACAAAGGCAUUGAACAAAUGAUCAUACCUGUCGACUUGUCAGAGACACCAUCAGUAAUAAUUAGAAAAUAAAUUACUAAAUUUUUGCGUAAAUCAUACUCAAUGUUUCAAUCAAUCUUUCUGAAACAUGCAUCGUAAGUCCAGCAACAAUCUAAAUAUAUCAAUAGUUUUAUGCAUGCAUAUCUGUUGAAAAAAACUAGUAAAUACCUAAGGGACUAUAUAUAUAAAGUACUGAUUCAAAAAUAUAAAAAUCAAAGAAAACCAGAACCUAAUUUUUCAAAUAUGGGUGAACUUACUAAUAGAUGUGAUCUGUUGCUUGAGAUUGCUAUUAUCUUUUAAUAAAAAAGUCAUAGGUAUGCACACACGUUCAGUAUAAAAGUACAUAUGUAAUGUCUAUAUUGUUGAACUCAAUAAACUAUAAUUCUGUAGACAUUUAGCAGCGGCAUGCCUAGCCCUCUUUAAAAAUAUAGAAAUAAAAACUUGGUUGUAGCUAA